UUUACUGACCUCGAUGUAUUGGAAAGACAGCUAUAUUUCCUCAAGAGUAUUUAUACUGUUUUAUAAGAGGGAAGGAAAAUUUUCGUCCUCCAUGUGGUUGGAGGUGGGGAAUGCUGCUGAAGGAUUUGGCUCCUCCUCUCAGCGGUAACGGGCUCUCAGACCAACACCUGGUUUCUCCAGCCUCAAUGGGGAAAGGCGGGGUGAUUGCCCUUUUCGGCUUGCAGCCGACUACAGCUCCCAAAGUGCUUUGUCCCCGCCCAUAUCCUUUCCUCAGUUUGCUUCCCGCGGGGCCUGACGGGAAUUGUAGUUGAUGGGAGGUACCCACGCCGCCUCAUCGGCCAAUGAAAAAGAAUAUAGUUCUGCAGGAUUUGGAGUUUGGGGCUGGGAAGUAACCCCAGGGCUGUGGUGAAGCCUUUUCGCUACCCUAAUAGAAGAGCGAAAAGGGUUAGAAAAGGGAGUCAGGGAAGAGUAUUUUCUCGGAACGCGGUAGGGAUUUUCGAUUCCUACUAUUUGCACUCUAUUACUUUCCGUUUGUGCCUUUGAAGUCACUUCCGUUUUGGGACGGACACAGGCCAAACCCGUGGCGGGAGUUGGAGAUUCUGCAGCGGAUACACCAGGAUCAUCAUGUCCAGAGAUCAUAACAUUAAAAAGUCUCUUACACCUCAAAUUUCUUGUUCGACAAGUGAAUCUUAUAAACAGCUGGAUUUUUUGCCUGACAAACUAAGAGCAAAGCUGCUUCCUUUCCAGAAAGAUGGCAUCACUUUUGCCCUGAGAAGAGAUGGCAGGUGUAUGGUGGCUGAUGAAAUGGGUCUAGGAAAGACAGUUCAGGCAAUUGGCAUCGCUUACUUCUAUAAGGAGGAAUGGCCUCUUUUAGUGGUGGUCCCUUCAUCUCUGAGGUAUCCUUGGACCGAGGAAAUAGAGAAGUGGAUCCCAGAGCUGAGUCCUGAAGAAAUCAAUGUCAUCCAGAAUAAAACUGAUGUUGGGAGAAUAUCAACCAGCAAAGUGACAGUUCUGGGUUAUGGCCUUUUAACCACAGAUGCGGAGACUUUGAUAGAUGCACUGAAUAAUCAGAACUUCAAAGUCGUUAUUGUAGAUGAAUCACACUACAUGAAGUCCAGAAGUGCAACUCGCAGCCGGAUUCUAUUGCCCAUUGUACAGAAAGCCAAACGAGCCAUUCUGCUUACAGGAACUCCAGCUCUGGGAAGACCCGAAGAGCUUUUCAUGCAGAUUGAAGCUCUCUUUCCACAAAAAUUUGGAACAUGGACUGAGUAUGCCAAAAGAUACUGUAAUGCACAUGUCAGAUAUUUUGGUAAAAGACCUCAGUGGGAUUGCAGAGGGGCAUCAAACCUUAAUGAACUUCAUCGGCUAUUAAGUGACAUAAUGAUUAGAAGAUUAAAGACUGAAGUUUUAACCCAGCUGCCCCCUAAAAUCAGACAGCGUAUUCCAUUUGAUCUUCCAGCAGCAGCAGCCAAGGAAUUGAAUUCCAGCUUUGAAGAGUGGGAAAAAUUAAUGAGAGCUCCAUAUUCAGGUGCUACCGAGACUGUCAUGGGGUUGAUUACUCGCAUGUUUAAACAAACUGCUAUUGCCAAGGCAGGUGCUGUAAAGGAUUAUAUUAAGAUGAUGCUUCAGAAUGAUUCACUUAAAUUUCUGGUUUUUGCUCACCAUUUAAGCAUGCUCCAAGCUUGCACAGAAGCAGUUAUAGAAAACAAGACUCGUUACAUCAGGAUAGACGGAAGUGUUCCAUCUUCAGAAAGAAUACAUCUGGUUAAUCAGUUUCAAAAGGAUCCUGAGACUCGUGUAGCUAUCCUCAGCAUUCAGGCUGCUGGUCAGGGUUUGACAUUUACUGCUGCAACUCAUGUUGUGUUUGCUGAGUUGUACUGGGACCCUGGACAUAUAAAACAAGCAGAAGACCGUGCUCACCGGAUUGGACAGUGCAGUUCUGUGAAUAUUCAUUACCUUAUUGCAAAUGGGACUCUAGAUACCCUUAUGUGGGGAAUGUUGAAUCGUAAGGCUCAGGUUACAGGGAGCACACUGAAUGGGAGGAAGGAAAAGCUUCAGGCCGAGGAGGGUGAUAAGGAAAAAUGGGAUUUCCUGCAGUUUGCUGAAGCUUGGACUCCAAAUGAAAGGUCUGAAGAGCUCAGGGAUGAAAUGUUGUUCACUCAUUUUGAAAAAGAAAAACAGCGUGAUAUUCGAUCAUUCUUUUUACCAAACACUAAGAAAAGACAGUUGGAGACCUCCUGUGAUGAAUCAAGGGUAUCCCAGCAGAAAAAUACUGUAGUGCCAGCAGACCCUGGAAAAACAGCUACAAGAGAUGAUGAAAGCGAUCUUGCACCUGAAGCUAAAAAACUGAAAUCGGUCACCAUUGAUGACCCUUGCAGGCCCCCUGAAGAGAAACCAUGCCGGCCUGGGCAGGCCGAAGCUCGGCUCGCGGUUGGGGCCUGUGAGGCCGAGGCCCAGGCCACCACCCCAGGCCUUCGCGGGGAGGGCUGGCAGUGUGCUCUCUGCACCUACAUCAAUGAUUCGGCGUCACCUCACUGCGAGAUGUGUGAGAGUCCGCGGGCCCGUGCUGGUAGCCUCAGCCACACCCAGAAUAAAAACAAAAACGAGAAAGAUGAUUCUCAGGACACCUCCGAAAAAAUUCACACUAGUUCUGACGGAGAGAAACAAGUCCUGGCACAUUCAGCACCUGAACUGUUAGCUGAGAGCAAGGAAGAAAUUUCAAAAGUUGAGAGUGAAGACAGGCGCAUCCCCCAGCCAGGUGAUGAACAGUUGAAGAGUUCAGAUGCUUGGCCAGUGUAUGACACCCUGAUGUUUUGUGCAAGUAAGAAUACUGACCGGAUUCAUGUCUAUACUAAGGAUGGAAACCAGAUGAACUGUAAUUUCAUUCCUUUGGAUAUAAAAUUAGACCUGUGGGAAGAUUUACCAGCAAGCUUUCAGCUGAAACAAAAUCGCUCCCUGAUCUUGAGGUUUGUUCGAGAAUGGAGUAGUCUAACUGCCAUGAAGCAGAGGAUCGUCAGGAAAAGCGGGCAGCUGUUCCGCAGCCCAGUUCUGGCUCUGGAAGAGAUCGCAAAGCAGCAAACCAAACAAAACAGCGCUAAGAGAUAUAUAACGAAAGAUGAUGUUGCUGCAGCCUUGAUGGACAAGGUGAAGAAUGACGGAGGCCACGUCCGACUGAUCACAAAGGGGCCCAGGCCAGGGAACCCUUCUACAAAAGAAUUUCUUGAAGAUGGAGAAGGUGUCCCAUUUCUAAAUGCCUGUACAGCCCACAGUGAUCUCACUCUGAAGGCUUCUACAUCCAAAGGCUAUUUGCAGGCUGUGGAUAACGAAGGAAAUCCACUUUGCCUUCGGUGUCAGCAGCCCACUUGCCAAACUAAGCAAGAGCGUAAAGCAAAUGCUUGGGAUUCACGGUUCUGUUCUCUGAAAUGUCAGGAGGAGUUUUGGAUUCGAUCUAAUAAUAGUUACCUGCGAGCCAAACUAUUUGAAAUUGAACAUGGUGUGUGUCAGCUGUGUAAUCUGAAUGCACAAGAACUCUUUUUACGUCUGAGAGAUGCCCCUAAAAGUCAGAGGAAGAGUCUUCUGGAUGCUACCUGGACCUCAAAGCUCCCAUUGGAACAGCUCAACGAGAUGAUAAGCAGCCCAGGGGAAGGGCUCUUCUGGCAGGCAGACCACGUCCGGCCCGUGUCUGGAGGAGGAGGGCAGUGCUCCCUGGACAACCUGCAGACCCUCUGCACAGUCUGCCACAGAGAGAGAACUGCCCGUCAAGCCAAGGAAAGAAGCCAGGUGAGAAGACAAUCUUUAGCAUCAAAACAUGGAUCAGACAUCACACGAUUUUUGGUACAUACGCGCGAGAAACUAGGUGUGGAUGAGGAGCGGUCCCCAGAAUGUUCACAGAGCACCAUUUAUAGGAGCAAAACCUCUUGGACCACCCAAAUAUUUGUAACAGAAGACUGGAUAAACUAGAUAUUCCACAACAAAAUAGUACACAGCUGUGAAAAUUAGUGAACUUUGGUUAUGCACAUCAACAUGAGAGGGGUUCAUAAAUAGAGACUACAAUCCAAGCAAGUCAGGAAGACUACACACAGUUUUUGCCAUACAAAGAUCAGACACACACAAGACAUGAUAAGGAGUACCCUGAGACUGUGUAUAACACAUUCCUAUGUGGUGAAAGUGUAAAGAAUAGCAAGGCAUAGCCAGCAGGAAACUCAGAGAGAGUGGUUACACUUGGGGGGUGGAGGAAAGGGCAUGCAACCAAAGAGGGGACACAGGAGCCUUUCAGUGUUCAAAAAUGCUCUCCUCCUAAGCCAGGUUUCAGGUUACAGGUGAUUAUUAGCAUUCUUUGUGCCUUUUAACAUAUACAAAUUUGGAAUCCAAAAUAGUUCAUAAUAAAAAUGGUACCUGGCUUAGAUAAAAGAAAUAAUAGUAAAUGUACUUUUUGUCGACUCUUCCUUUUUUUUUUUAAAGCGGAAUAGUCCUAUAUAGUGCAAAGGUUCAAUGGAUUAAAGGAAGACACAAGUCAAACACGGUCCCUGCCCAUCAAGAUUCUGCAACCUAGCAGAAUCAAAGAGCCUUUAUAUUUGUUGUAUAACGUGUCCUGACAAUCACAGCAGGCCUCCUCUCUACCAGCAGGAGGUAACUCAUUGGAUUAACUAGUACAAGGCUACGAAGAGCUGGGCAAAUGUACUGGAGGUGGCCUGCAGGAUGGGGUGUAUAAGGAAGGGACCUGAUCAGCUGGUGAAUUGGAUGAAUAGGCAGAAGGGUGGGGUUCCCAAACAGCUUCACCUAUCGCAUAGCUUUGCCAUAAAGCUGCCCUGAAUGAUAGGAAUGCCGUGGCAGAUCAAAGGCAGACACCAUCUCAUUUUGCCACCUGAAUGACUGCUUACCCUGUUCUGAAAUACUUGGCGGCACAGAAGUAUCUCCAAGGAGCAUCAGUGCGUUUACCUACCUGUAGGUGCUGGGACCUGCCCAGGGGCUCCUUCCGCUCUGCUGGGUGCCGCCUCCUCAUCCUGACCCUGAUCCUAGGCCUGUGUUCAGGGAACUUACAUAGCAUUUUCCUGGUGUUGCACGUGACACUUCUGUGGAAGAAUGCCUAGUGAGUGGACGUUCCCCUGAGAAGCGUCCUGCCAAGAGGCCUCACUUGCUCCUCGACCCUGAGCUCUGCCAGCAGCCCCAUGACAGGAUCUCUAGAAGAGGCUGUUAGGGAAGAUGUUCGCUGAAAGGGCUCAUGACGUCCUUCCCAGGGUCCACCCCGGUCCUCACAGAAAAUACUUGCCUUGGAUGUUGUCCCUGAAGGAUGGACGUAUCCUGGGAGGAAGGCCGUCCCUCCUGAGCUCCAGGAGGCUUCAGCUCUUUUAUAUACAUUGCUGUUUUAACCUAAGCUACAAACAGUAGAAGUCUCCAUGAGGAACAAGCAAAAACACUACAUUUUUUGAUGGCACUUACCUUUGACACUCAGGGACUGGUAGCAUCCACAUACCUGGAGAGGGAUAGUGGGCAUAUCUUCCCAGGACUAUAUCUCCAGGCUUGCCUCCUCGGAUCCCCUCCACAUGACCACUGAGGACGGUCAUUAUAAAACACCAGUGGGAUCAGUUCCCUUGUUUUCCAUUAUUAAUCACUUUAGGAUACUCAUACCAGCUGCCCCUUCAAAAAAACAAUCCUAAGUGGGCUUCCUAGGCGGCUCAGCUGGUAGAGAAUCCACCUGCAAUGCAGGAGACCCUGGUUCGAUUCCUGGGUCAAGA
Odocoileus virginianus texanus is the source of this 5735-nucleotide messenger RNA. It is a transcript of the gene ZRANB3, whose product is annotated as zinc finger RANBP2-type containing 3. Gene Ontology annotation, molecular function: endonuclease activity; ATP-dependent chromatin remodeler activity; ATP binding. Gene Ontology annotation, biological process: replication fork processing; DNA repair. The record is from RefSeq and is a predicted model, not a curated record. Lineage: Eukaryota; Metazoa; Chordata; Mammalia; Artiodactyla; Cervidae.